This is a messenger RNA of Adineta steineri, 372 nucleotides long. The record is from the annotation of a GenBank genome assembly. Lineage: Eukaryota; Metazoa; Rotifera; Eurotatoria; Adinetida; Adinetidae.
AUGAAUAAAGGAAAAUCAACAACAAGUACAUCUACAGUUUCAAAAGGUGCAGAAGGUCGUCGACGUAUCAAUAUCCAACAGGUACAAAAUGUCCUUUUAAUCUGGUUAGACAACAACAUUGACAAAACGAACGUUGAUUGUCAAAAUACAAUCACAAAACUACGACGUGCUGUUAACGACAUCAAUACAUAUACAAAUGGUGAUAAAUGUCUUGAAUUCAUUCAAACCAUCGUCGACAAAAAAGUAUGUAUAAUUAUAUCUGGAUCACUUGGACAACAAAUUGUGCGUCGUGUGCACAAUAUGUCCCAAGUUGAUUCGAUAUUUAUCUUUUGUGGCAAUAAAAAAUUACAUGAACAAUGGUCAAAAGACUGA